This is a messenger RNA of Physella acuta, 2129 nucleotides long. RefSeq lists its product as uncharacterized. NCBI's taxonomy places the organism in Eukaryota, Metazoa, Mollusca, Gastropoda, Physidae. The record is from RefSeq and is a predicted model, not a curated record.
UGUGCUUAACAAAGUAUUAUGCAUACUUUUCUCUUUGGAAACGUCUGCGCAAAGCAAAUGCGCAGAGGACUGUAAACACACCAUAGAAUGUACACGCUGACAAAAGCUCCAAGUAAAAUAGUAACGAGCGCUCGUAGAGGGCCUCUUAGACAAGUAGAUUUUGAUAGUCACGACACUCGAGAGAAGUCCACAUUUAUUAGAUCUCUUUCAAAGCCUGACAUCGACGAGCAAGUAGUAACAGAAAUGAAUAUCCAGAAGCCAGUUUUUCAACAAAGACGUACUGGUAACAAUAAAAGAUCUCAACCUGUGACAGUUCAAGAUCCUAAUUUACACGAAAACCAUGUAGACAUGGUUAAUUUACUUAUGAGACAAUGGAAAAAAGUUCAAGAGAGUCAUGUUAGAGGAAGAGAUGGAGAAUCAGGAUAUGAAAUGUACCUAGACAAAGAACCGAAAAGAGAAAUGGACAGCAACUUCCAGCCAUUUGAUUUGGAGAAAUAUUGGGGAACUAAAACAUUGACCAGUGCUCUAGGCAAGCCAACAAGCUGAAUUUGUUACUUUGAAGUGCCUUCUCCCUUUAAUUUGUUUGUGGCAGCAGCAUUGCGAAUAUGUUAUGAAACACUUAACAGAUCAUUAUGUUCAUUUUUUAUAGUCAAGUACUUUAGCUUUACUUUUAGACAUGAGUCAUGAUCAAGCUUAACUGGCAAGUACCUUGACCUUUCUGUGUGUUGUUUAUAUUUUUGUUUGCUGCAUUGCCAGGUUUUCAGUUGUGUAAAAUUAAGACAUACAAGUUUUUCUGUAUUUAUUUUAAGCUCUUAAAAUGAGAUAACUCGUUUACUUUAAGUAUUAGAAUAUCAGUUUUGUUUCAGACACAUGCUGUAUUUAGUGGAGCUGUUAUGAUUUAAAAUAGUAAUGCCAUCAGCUCAUUAAUGGUGUUCUUUUAUUCAUGAUCAGCCUUUAAUUAAUUGACCAGCAUGAUACAUUUGUGAAUGUCAGUUAAAAUACAAAAUGUCCAUGGUAAUGGUAUGUAUUGUAUACAUUUUCAAUGAGGGAUAUAUAACUGUAGUGCAUAAUUUUAACAAAUCCCAUCUUUGUUUACUGUCGUCUAAUUUUUAAAAUGUGUUGAUCCAGCUCUCCCCAUUCACAAAUUUUUAAGUUAAAGCUGGUUUUCUUGGGUACAGGAAAUAUGCUUUUUAUGUGUGACUAAUUUUAUAAAAAAAAACCCCACUAUUUUAUGCAUUCCAUAACUGUCUGCAUGACCCAUUCAAUCAUAACAAUGACAUUUACAAAAAAAUAAUGUAUAGAUGUCCCAAACAGCCCCUGAACAAUUAGAUUUGAAUCUAUAAUCUGUUGAGCACAGUGAAUCCAAACUGUUUGCCAUAGCUGAUAUUAUGUCUCAUUCUUUUGAUAACCUAGUCUUGUUAGCAUUGGGCUAUGGUUUAGAUAGUAAGAACAGACCUUGCAGCAGUAUGAUGCAAGUUGUUACAAGAAGGGUGUAUGAUUUUAAAAAUUUCCCUCAAGAGUAACUGAUGCAGAGAAAUGGUGAAUUCCAUUGUGUGCUUAUGUUCAAAUCUAUCUAUGGAGUAUGUUUUCUGGGAUAUCAUGUAUUCUAGGUGUAGCGUGGGUGUUUACGUGGUGGGUGUUUGUUUAGUCAUACACGGUUACCUGUGGCGGGGAUGUGUGUUGCCACCUUGAUGUUGGUUACCUGUAUGCCAGGGAUGUGUGUUGCCACCUUGAUGUUGGUUACCUGUAUGGUGGGGAUGUGUGUUGCCACCUUGAUGUUGGUUACCUAUAUCAGUGUAUGCCAGGGAUGUGUGUUGCCACCUUGAUGUUGGUUACCUGUAUGGCAGGGAUGCGUGUUGCCACCUUGAUGUUGGUUACCUGUAUGGUGGGGAUGUGUGUUGCCACCUUGAUGUUGGUUACCUGUAUGGCAGGGAUACGUGUUGCCACCUUGAUGUUGGUUACCUGUAUGCCAGUGAUGUGUGUUGCCACCUUGAUGUUGGUGGCUGGUUGUGGCCACAUUUGUUCAAGUCUGUGCCUUGAGCUUGUCUUGGCUGAGGAUUUGUGCAUGGCACUCAACCCAGAUACAAAUUGCUAUUGUUGAAUCAAAAUAAAAACUAUUUUCAACAGGA